GCGCAUGCGCAGUUGGGAGGAGGACCCUGGUUAAGUGGCGGUGCGGGAAGAGUUGGGUGCCGGUGUACUCGUGUUGGCCCUCAGAAUCCCCGCGUUUCUCAUACUGCCUUCUCCAGCUGUCAUCAUGUUCCUCACCCGGUCCGAGUACGACAGGGGUGUGAAUACUUUUUCUCCUGAAGGAAGAUUAUUUCAAGUGGAAUAUGCCAUUGAGGCUAUCAAGCUUGGUUCAACAGCCAUUGGGAUACAGACAUCAGAGGGUGUGUGCCUAGCUGUGGAGAAGAGAAUUACCUCUCCACUCAUGGAGCCCAGCAGCAUUGAGAAAAUUGUGGAGAUUGAUGCUCACAUAGGUUGUGCCAUGAGUGGGCUAAUUGCUGAUGCUAAGACUUUAAUUGAUAAAGCCAGAGUGGAGACACAGAACCAUUGGUUCACCUACAAUGAGACAAUGACAGUGGAGAGUGUGACCCAGGCUGUGUCCAAUCUGGCUCUGCAAUUUGGAGAAGAAGAUGCAGAUCCAGGAGCCAUGUCUCGUCCCUUUGGAGUAGCACUGCUAUUUGGAGGAGUUGAUGAGAAAGGACCCCAAUUGUUUCACAUGGAUCCAUCUGGGACCUUUGUACAAUGUGAUGCUCGAGCAAUUGGCUCUGCUUCAGAAGGUGCCCAGAGCUCAUUGCAAGAAGUUUACCACAAGUCUAUGACACUGAAAGAAGCCAUCAAGUCUUCACUCAUUAUCCUCAAACAAGUAAUGGAGGAGAAGCUGAAUGCAACUAACAUAGAGCUAGCCACAGUGCAGCCUGGCCAGAAUUUCCACAUGUUCACAAAAGAAGAACUUGAAGAAGUUAUCAAGGACAUUUAAGGAAACAUGGGUCCUCAAAACUUCUCUGGGACAUUUUAAAUGGCCCUUAACUUUUAUUUCCAAAUGUUAUCCCGUGGGAAAUCUCCAGUGUUUGUGCUUUUUUUUUUUUUUAUGAUGUCUGUACAUAACAGCAGUUCUGAAAUAAAAAAAUUAAAAAUAAAAA
Molecule: messenger RNA, 1013 nt
Organism: Erinaceus europaeus (western European hedgehog)
Lineage: Eukaryota; Metazoa; Chordata; Mammalia; Eulipotyphla; Erinaceidae
Gene: PSMA5
Product: proteasome 20S subunit alpha 5
Exons: 9
Coding region: 125-850 (241 amino acids)
Biological process (GO): proteasome-mediated ubiquitin-dependent protein catabolic process
Cellular component (GO): proteasome core complex; proteasome core complex, alpha-subunit complex; nucleus
Source: RefSeq, a predicted model, not a curated record